AUGAAGGCUUCUUUCAUCACCGCCCUGCUAGCUCAGGCUUUCGCUGUAAAUGCACUCGAGAAAUACUGUAACGGUGGACAAGGUCUCGACGCUGCACUUACAUGUGAGGGAAAGGGAGCCAACUCGUAUUGCUGCAAAAACACUCAGUCGGCAGAUUUCCCGACGUUCCGAGGAGCAUGCUUCUCCCCGCAGAACGCGAGAGACCGGGAAGAUGCCUCGCAGUCCUGCACCGGAGGUUCUGUUUACUGUUGCGACUAA
This is a messenger RNA of Colletotrichum gloeosporioides, 258 nucleotides long. RefSeq lists its product as uncharacterized. The record is from RefSeq and is a predicted model, not a curated record. The transcript has 5 exons. Lineage: Eukaryota; Fungi; Ascomycota; Sordariomycetes; Glomerellales; Glomerellaceae. The coding region runs from base 1 to 258 and encodes 85 amino acids.